Messenger RNA from Chlamydomonas reinhardtii, 1868 nucleotides. RefSeq lists its product as uncharacterized. The coding region runs from base 610 to 1356 and encodes 248 amino acids. The transcript has 3 exons. NCBI's taxonomy places the organism in Eukaryota, Viridiplantae, Chlorophyta, Chlorophyceae, Chlamydomonadales, Chlamydomonadaceae. The record is from RefSeq and is a predicted model, not a curated record.
GCCAAGCCUCAACCCGCCAGAGCCCCACCGCUGUGCCUCAACGUCACAAGCCUAGGCACAGAAGUGCCGGGAAACGUCUAGGCCGCAGGACACACGCACAGCGCACGCACUAACCAGGGCGCAAGCGUCCUUCAAGGCUUCAGGCGCGGCUUAAGGCUGGUUCCGACUGGAGCACUUCAACCCUGGUAGUCAGACUCCCGCCCGCCAAGAGAAACUAGGCGAUCGCAAUCCGUGCUCAUCGUCUGGGGCCCAACAUUUCCAGCUUGUGAGCAGCAGGCAGCCAUAGCAAGGAACACAAUAGCUGAGGCGGGACCCAGGCCACUACCCCGCGGCCCGUCGUCAUACGGUAUACGAAGGAGUGACACAAGGCGGUUUCCGGUUGGGAGUAUCGCUUUGAUGCACUAGAACAAUUGGAUUAAACAUACGGGCUUUGGUAGAGCGAGCGGAGCAACUGCGUAGAAGCCCAAUGCCCGGUAUACUAGAGUGAGAAGGGUUUAGUACAUCACCCUAGCGCCCUUUCCUUACAAUUUAAGUGGUAUUACUUGGCUUGCCGCACAUAACACACAGCUAAACGGAGGCCCUCAUCAUCACAGGAGUCACAGCACACAAAUGGCUUUUUCGCGACGAAACAUUCUGACGUUGGCGCUCGCCAUUGCCGUUAUAGCAGAGACAGGCGCAUCGGCUGGCGGCCCCGGUCGCGGAGAUGGCCCCGGCGGUGGACGCGGCCAUGGCGACGGCCCUCACGGCCCUGUCAACUGCAUCGGAGAUAACGGCAUGCCCUGCCGCCCUGAGUGGAUCAACGGCACGCACCCCGUGUUCAAUGCGACCAACAACCCCUUCAACCAUACCCACGGUUUCAACCAUUCUGAGGGCGCUAAGUUUAACCAUUCGGAUGGCCCAUCUGGCCCCCGCAUGAACUUCACCGAGUUCAACCACACCGGCCCCUGCCACCACUCGGCCACUGGCUUCCCGUGCAACAUCACGGGCGAGCGCGGCAACUCCUCCCACCCUGAGGGCGACCACCACGGCGACGGCGGCCAGCAGGGCCAAGGCCGUGGCCGCGGCGGGCACGGUCUCCGCCGUCUGCUUCGCCGCGGUAACAGCAAUGGCGCUGAGGACUCCAAGCCCGGCCAGAGCCCGAAGCCCGCUGAGAGCCCGGAGCCUGCUGAGAGCCCGGAGCCUGCUGAGAGCCCGGAGCCCACUGAGAGCCCCAAGCCUAGCAAGAGCCCCAAGCCCAGCAAGAGCCCCGAGCCUGCCGAGAGCCCGAAGCCUAGCAAGAGCCCAAAGCCCAUCAGCAAGACCCCAAAGCCGUCGCCCAGCAAGGGCAAGGGCAAGGGCAAGGGUGAGGGCAACUAGACGCGCAUAAUGGCGGCAUCACGGGGUGGCAGCUUGAUGCACGCGGCAUAGCACACCGCAAUAGCCUGGACAUCAAGCACGAUGGUUUUAGUUGCCGGACUCGACCUGAUGAGCGAUCUGCAAGUGGCGACGUGCAUGAGAGGAUGUUAAGAGCAGUGCAUAGUUCGGCUGGUGACAACACUGCAUCAGGUACGGCACAUAACACUGCAAAUUCAUGCGUCCUGACCUAGUUUGAGGCCAGUAGGCGCAUGGCGCACAAUACUGUAUUCAUGGAGAUUAAGCCAUUAAAACUUUGUUCGGGAACGCGGGUGUCCCCAGUUGGCUGGACAAUGGCGGUCCGUUGGUGAGGGAGGGCUGUAGACGGCGUGUCCGUACGGUGGCAGAUCAGACAGGCAACGUGCACUCCCGAGCACUGACAGGUAGUGUUGUGAGACUUUGCAACACCAGAAAGGCGACGAGAGAAGGGCUCCAGACAUCUCGCGCGCGAGCCAUAGCUGUAACAGACGGUUUGA